CCAUCACGUACCAGGUCAAUUUCUACUACUGUCGAUUUCUCUGGCUAUCCAAGUCGCAGCCCACUUCCCUGUCGCGACUCUAGGGCCACGAACGCCAGCUUCAUAACGACGUCUGCAACACGCUGAUUGCACCUUCCUGGCCCAGGACAAACACCACAGAUGCAUCAUAUUGCUUGGCCAACGACAUACUUCCACUGGUUCCUCAUGCGAAACCCGUAGAUUUUACGAAUGUGGUGGUUAAAGGCCAUACCUGUAUACUCUGAAUUACCGAUCCAGCUCCAAGCAUGGAUCGCAAAAGAAAACGUGAACUGCGCGUUUUGAACGCUAAGGCAUGGGAAGGAGAGAAAGGUGUAUUCCCUGUCAGUAAAUCGUUGGACUCGUCACUCAAGAAGAAUACGGCUUUCAUCAAACGUCUCCGCACUGCUGUUACUGCCGCCACCCUCAAUACGUUCCUCCAGGAGAUCCGGACCCUCUCCUUGAGCAAAUACCUCUCCGAAAUUAUAUCCGCUUGCUACGAAGGACUUUGUCGACUGAAAUCUCCAGGGGAGAUUGAAGCAGGAGUAGAAAUUGUCAGCGCACUACACCAGCGAUUCGGACCCGCGGAAUUUACGGAAUACCUUGGUUGGCUAGUUGGCAAGGGGUUGGCGACACCAGAGAAAGCACUGCUCAAGAAUUUGGCAGCGGACUUGAGAGAGAAGGAGGAGAAGGAGCGCCUGACUCGUCAGCGGGUUCUUCUCAGAGUCGUAACAGAGUUAUGGCUUGUUGGUGUUCUCCGGACGCUCGAUGACGCCAGCCGCCCAGAUGAUGCGUCUCGCGGGAAGGAAUCACUUUCGGGGACGGCCAAAGUUAGCGAGGCGAAAGUAAAGGCGGCCAGCAGCAUGAAAGGUGGCGGUAGCGAGCCAUUUCCUUUGGAAGUUUUGAAGGAUCUGUUGGGUCACGACCGAGACCAUGCAAACCUCCCACUACUCGUUAUUUUCGUCAAGGCAUUUGGCUGGGAUAUGCUUGGCGUGAAGAAAGCAGGCGCCGAAGGCCGUAAAACUGUUCAGGAGGAUGGAGCGACGGAUGCCCAUGGGGAUACGAUGGAUAAUGACGACUCUGACGAAGAGACAACAUCCGCCACAAGCAACGCAGAAGAUGUGCCGUUGGCAUCACCAGAACUGCAAGAACGUUUCAGGAAUAUUCUCAGGCGCUAUUUCGAGGACCUCAAAGCUCAUAUCGUUCGAGACCAGAAGACAUUGGCGUCCCAAGCACGUCGCGACGCAGAGGCAUAUGUCAAAUCCGGACAGGUCUUUGAAGAUCGCCAGGCGAACUACGAGAAGCAAGUUAAGGUUCAAGAUCGACUUGUCGACAACGCCCAGGUUCUCGCGGACGCUAUUGGCGCAGAAAUGCCAGACCUGAAAGAUACCGAAGACUCUGUUGCCGCAUUCGAUGGUGGGAUAGGUUUGGUUAAAACUGGCGAAUACCUCCGCGGCCAAGGCGAUGGCGCUGGUAUCUGGGAGGAUGAAGAAGAGCGCAGAUUCUACGAGAAUUUGGUCGACUUAAAGGGGAAAGUGCCUGGCAUGCUUUUGGAGGAUACCAAGAAGAAGAAGACUGAUACGGACGAGCAAGUGGGGAAAAGGGGCGAUGCAGCUGAUUCCGGCACAGAAGCAGCCAAAGUUGAAGUCAAGCCAGCAGCAGCCGACGACCAGUCCACAGCUAUUGUCAAUAAAACCGUCGGCGCCCAAGUUGAUGCUUUAAUUGCACGAUUGCCUGAUCUCACCAAUAAAGACCUCGUCGACCAAGCAGCUAUUGAUUUCUGCUUCUUGAACUCGAAGGCAUCUAGAAAUCGCCUCAUAAAGGCUGUCCAGGAAGUCCCCAAGGGCCGUAGCGACCUGUUGCCGUACUGGUCGCGCCUCAUAUCAAUAUUGGGUAAAUACAUGCCAGAUACCACGAAAGGACUGGUGGACCACCUCGAUAUGGAAUUUCGCAGCCUCCAGCGACGCAAAGAGAAAGAUUUCCUGGGGCAAGUCCGCCUCAGUAAUAUUCGGUACCUUGCCGAGCUUACCAAAUUCGGGGUUGUACCUGAGCAUGUCAUCUUCCAUUGCUUAAAGGUCAGCCUGGAUGAUUUCUCAAGGAUGAACAUUGAGAUCAUAUGCAACCUGCUCGAAAACUGCGGCAGAUACCUUUUCCGGAACCCCGAAACCUCGCCGCGCAUGACAUCCUUCUUGGAAACCUUACAGCGCAAGAAAUCUGCUCAACAUAUCGGUCAGCAAGAGCGUAUGCUGAUUGAGAACGCCGUUUACUACGUCGACCCCCCUGUACGGGCGGCUAUACUCCAAAAUGAGCGCACUCCGAUAGAUCUGUUUAUACGAAAACUCAUCUAUCUAGAUAUGAACAAAAAGAGCUACACGAAGGUCCUUAGACAGGUUAGGAAGCUUCACUGGGAAGAGCCAGAGGUUACCAAAAUCCUUGAAAAGGUCUUUUCGAAACCAGGAAAGGUCAAGUAUGGGAAUAUCCAUCUUCUCGCCAUUCUGGUUAGCGCGUUGCAUCGGUACCACCAAGAUUUCGUCACCACCGUAAUCGAUGAUGUUCUUGAGUACAUCAUGCUCGGCUUGGAGCAGAACGACUUCAAAUACAACCAACGGAGACUGGCUGAAGUCAAGUACCUCGCCGAGCUUUACAACUAUCGAAUGGUAGACCAUCCGGCCAUCUUCGAUACUAUGUAUAAGAUCAUGACAUUUGGCCAUGGUGGAGUACCGAACCCGGCGCGAGUUAAUCCCUUUGAUAUGCCCGACGAUUUCUUUCGAAUUCGAUUGGUGGCUACACUUCUCGAGACUUGUGGCAUAUUCUUUAAUCGUGGGGCUGCCGGAAAGAAGCUUGACUACUUCCUAUCGUUUUUCCAGUAUUACAUCUACACGAAAGACACCCUACCGAUGGAUAUUGAAUUCAUUGUCCAGGAUACCUUUUCUUUGACCAGACCCCAAUGGAAGCUUGCUUCAAACAUUGAAGAAGCUAGCCGUGCAUUCCAGCUUGCUGUUGCCCAAGACCAGAAAACCUCUGGCGUCGAGAAGGCUGUCGAAGUCGAAGAGCCUGAAAUCGAUGAGUCGUCAGACGACGGAGAUGGCCUUCCAGCCGGUGAUGGCGAUGAGUCCUCAUCAGAAGAUGACGAGGCCCAAGCUAAUGGUGACGAUGAAGUGUCUCGCCAUGGAUCUGAGUCCGAAGAGGAAGAAGCAAUUGUUGUGACUCGACAGGACGAGCAAUACGAUCCCGAGGACGAUGCUGACUUCGAACGCGAGUAUGCGAAGAUGAUGGCUGAGAGCUUGGAAUCUCGAAAAUUCGACAGAAAGCCAAUGUUCGAUGUGCCUUUACCCAUGCGUCGUAGCAACAGGGAAACCACAUCCACUGUCGAGUCAGGAAGUGAUGAACAUGCGGCACCUGUUGUCGCCCCCGCUCCCCCCAAUACUAUGGCAUUCUCACUAUUGACCAAACGAGGAAAUCGUCAACAGACUCGAACGGUCGAAUUACCUUCUGACUCCAACUUCGCAAUUGCCAUGAAGACGCAACAGCAGGCCGAGCGAGAGGAGCAACAGAGAAUCAAGAGUCUAGUGUUGAACUAUGACCUUCGUGAAGGAGAAGAACAAGAUGGCAUUGAAAAGCUUGCUGGCGUUUCGCAUUCCAAGACCGACAAGUCUGGGAGCAACCGCAGCGGGCAGCGAUCACGCAAGCUACAACUCAGCGACGUGGACUGGACGUAGAAGUUACCCUGUGGCCUUGCAGAUUCAAGGUUAACAAUACAUAUUCAUACGCAUCGCCCAUUCGUGCGACUACCGGACUCGUCGGCUUUAUGGGACCCCCAUACGGCCUCAACAUGCGACAACAUCGUCGAGCAUCAGUUGGCAGAGUAAAUGUGCACCACUUGCGAAAUACUCGCUAGCUACAGCACCAGUGCUGCUUGCCAUGCCACAAAGUAUGCUUCCGAUUUGGGAACAAUGCAAGAGUAUAGCUACGGCAACGCGCGGUUAUGUGAAAGUAGUGAAUGCCCCGGCGGAGUAGGACGUGCUGAAGAGGGGCUUGGCUAUUUUGGUGGAGGCCCUGACGGAAGGUACGAUUCUACAACUUCAAAGGGUCAGUGGCACCAUCUGAUGGCAGUUGGACUGAAGGAGACAUACAAUAGAUAACCGUUGCCAUGCUACCGUAUAUAUCUGAGCUAUCCAUCAACUGACUACGUCUUCUGAAUACAUGCUGAAAUGCUAGUAGCCUUCUCCCAAUACGAUAUGCCCAUGUGUGAAUUAUGUAGGUGUGACAUAUUCUUCAACUCUCAGAUUGCCCAAUUUAGUCAUACAAUACGAUUCGGGGCCAGGGAUGAUGUAUACCACACUAGAACCCAUACAAACAAACGCCGAAUACCUCCAUACACAUUCAUGUAGUCGAUACACUGCUACAAUAGAUAGUUCCCAUGGCUAUCCAACCCCUCUGCUGCUUGUCAGUGAUCCUCUAACAAAGGCAUCCCUUGUAUUAUGACACCCGUGGAUUCCUAUGAAGCAAUGGUCGCCGAACAUGAUAGUAAAUACUAAGGGAAUUAAAGUCCAAGGUAAUUAAGCUUGAUUACCUCAACUCGCCUCGAUUCUUAUACCCGUAGAUCACAUGACCCUCCCGGCGCGUGAUCCUCCCGCGUCGUAGCACCAAGCCCCUAAGCCAUUCAUUUUAGAAAAGUCUUUGGCGCCAUACUCUAUUAGCAAUGUCAUUUUCUCUAUAUUGCUAUACAUGUUUGCAUAGUGCAGAGGUGUAUUGCCAAAGCAGUUUGAGGCAUUGACUUCUGCUCCUGCUUCCAAAAGGUUUGCCAAGACGGCUGUAUUACCUCUAAUCACAGCAUAGUGUAUUGCUCUAAGACCAUUCUUAGACUCGCUCUCUAAAUUUGCCCAGCGUCGUUGUAAGAUCAAGUCCAUAAUAUUGAUGCAGCCAUCUUUAGCCACUUAUGGGAGACUGUUAAGCCAGAUUUAUCACAAACGUUGAUGUCAGCUCCUAGAUCGACGAAUGAUUCAAAUGCAGCAGCAUGGUCGUUGUCAACUGAUAGGAAUGCGAUCGUAUUGUUCGCAGACAUUCACGCUCAUGCCGUGGUAAACAAGCUCAUUUAUAGUGUUAGAAUAGCCAGCUUCGGCAGCGCAAUGCAGAGCAGUUCCGUACAAGUUCUCAAGUACGUAUUGGCACCUUUCUGCAGCAAUAUUCGAACGAGCGAGACGUGUCCACGUGAUGCGGCCUUGAUGAGUGGUGUAGAGCCCAUCUUUGUUUUUGCAUCAAUAGGGAGAAUGUCCCCAUCGAGCAAUUUUCUAAGGGUGUUCUCAAGACCGAAAUGACUUGCAGCAUGUAGGGCUGUGGUGCUAUAGCACUCCUCUGGGUCCCAGUACUCUUUCCGAUAGCCUUUGUUGUACUGCAUGAUUUGAUUUGCGCUUGCUGUAGCAGGAUGACAAUCAAGGAACGUGAAAGUGAGGCGCUGUACAACUUGAUCGAUUUCUGAACCCUUAACCUGUACACCCCAGGACCUCGCGGCAUACGUCAAGAAUGUGCUAGAUUCAAUACGAAAUUUAAGCGCUCUUCGUCUAGGCAUGGACCUUGCUUGAAGGUAUCGAAAAGCAGAUAAGUGAGACAGGUCUCCGCGAGACUUGCCUCUGCGCGAGAGAACAAUGUGUUUGUGUGUUCGAUCAAACCUGGACCGCGUAAUGGGCAAAACGAAUGAUGGUGCUCUCUGGAUCAAUGGUCACAAGUCCCUGGCAGCAUUCGAUAAUCAUCUUCGCAGAAGGACAGUGCUUCGUGCUCACUGUCGUUUGGUUGAGUUUCACGGAUGCUGCGUCGCUUAGAUCAGUGACCUUUAUUGGACACUUUGCGUGGCAUAUCCACAUGAGAGUCCUCAUUCCUAGUAACUUUCGUCUCUCUGGAAGACUUUGGAUGCGGGUAAUAGUUUCUUCGAAUGCUCCUGAGAGGUUGUGAGAUAGGGAAGUCAAUGAAUCCUCCAUGUCGCCUGCGGUUGGCUCGUUCAGAAUGGUUCUUAGUUGCAGGAUCGGAAGCAGAAACCUUAAUUUGUCAGUUUUUGUGGCAGGGAUAUAUUUGACUGUCUGCUGUAAAGGAUACUUAAGCACUCACAUUCCUUGUGCCUUAUUGAGCAACGUCUCAACUAUCUUCGAGGCGAAAUCUUUAUCGACGAUAUCGUCUAUAGCGGCAUGAUCAAGCUCUUGAUACAUAUAUCGCCUGAGAUCGUGGUCGUGGGCCUGGAUUUCGAUCUGUGGGUAGGUAGAGAAAAAUGUGCUAAUGUCGUAGUAACACUGACGGCUGGUCACGAACAGACGGACAGCAUGAGCCUGCGAAAGGCGAGAGAUAAACUGGACGAACGGUCUUCGGCACCUCGAUUCUUCGCACUCAUCCAGAGCAUCAAUUACGAUAUAGGCUCGAGGGAUGAUCUCAACGGUCUCAAGUAUCAUCUUUUCGAGUUCGUGUAUUAGUAUAUAGGACCCGGAACUUUGGAACUUUUCGUAUGCAUCAGCUACCGAUUUUGGAAUCUCUAACACCACAAGAGGCAGUGGGAGAGGCGGCCGUGGUGCAAGCCAUGGCCGCGGACGAGGAGGACAUCAAGGAGGAGGUGGCCAAGCACCACCGCUUGAGGACAUCACCUGUUACCAUUGCGGAAAGAAGGGUCACUAUCGAAGUGACUGCCGGUCAAGAAGAAACGGUGAACCUAAAAGGAACCCAUCAACCGGACCACUCCCCGCUCCUGGUGGUGGGAGAGGUUUAUCACCACCCCCUGCAGCAGCAAGAAUGGCGGCGGCAUCGACCACAGCUUGGAUCGCCAUCGCCGCCAAAGAAAAAAGCAAUUGGCUUGAGGGUGGCGGCUCUCAGGGGCACUCAUGGAUCGUGCUCUCGCCAUAUGACAUACGACCGGGAUGCUUUCGUCAGCUAUAAGCUGCUGAGCAUGUCAAUACCGGUUAAUAUCGCAACGGUGCGUCGAUCGAGGCCAUCGGCGAAGGGACCAUUGCUUUCAACACCCUUGUGAAGGGUGAGAAACGCAGAAUAUUGAUGCACGAUGUGCUUCAUGUCCCACGCCUCGCCGGAAACCUCAUCUCAGUGUCCCAUCUCCAGGAUAGGGGCAUCAUGACAAGGACGACUAACGGAGGCAAGUUACUUCUUGAGCUCGACGGCCAAGUUGCUGGCGUUGCUGUGCGUGUUGACAAGUCAUACGUACUUGACGGCACACAGGAAACAGCUUUAUUUCUGUACGGUGGUCAACCUACCAAGCAAGUUGCCACAAUCUGUCUUAGCAUGCUUGACAGCAUGUUACUUAGCGUCUGCCGAUCUUGAUCUUGAUAGUCAAAGUAUAGGAAAGCAACUGGAAAUCCAUAACUAGAAAAUGAAUUUUUGAGAUCGUCAAUGACCAUUGAUCUGUUUAUCAUAAGCUCUUGCUCAACGACGAGAUGCAUCGUACUUACGUCAAAACCGUCUUUCCGGAGCCUUGAAUCCCAUGGCACCAAAGAACAUUAGAAGAAGAAACAUCAUCCCGCCACCGGGCAUACUCCAUUCGUUCUAAUAGCCAGCCGCCUGUUCCCUCAACGCGAGGUGAACGAACAGUUUGAUGUUUCUGGUCAUGCUCUAACCUCGAGAUCCAAUUGAGUAUAGUAUCUCGCCUUUUCGCAAUACGGUCAUCUUGGAACAGUUGGGUCUGGUCUCUGAUGGUGUCUAGGAUCUUUAAGGGCCUGCAAUGCUCUGAAACCUUCAACUUGCUGUUCUAGAGCGAACAACUAUCGACGGACAGAGCGAAUUGGAUCCACUGGCCGAAAGCUCGAAGCUCCUGCACGGUUUUUAGAUGCUCCUUCUCAUUAAGCGGCCAUAGAUAUCGACUUGUUCUAUUGUCGCCCACUUGACCCAAUUUCUUGCAUAAUGCCUUCAGUUUACUCUCGCAAGCCGAUGCACAGGAGCGAAGAACUGAAUUUCGUUCAAAAGCCAGUCCUUUCACGGAAUCGCUACGAAGGAACUCUUGAAGACUGGAAAGGUUGGAUUGCAAGGCUUCUAGCUCAGUGACCAAUGUGGUGAUCGAUUCCCUGGCGUUCCUCACCCCGCACAAGUAACUCCGGGCGACUGUGCGGUUUGUGCAACCAAGGCCGCGAGGCUUCCGAUUCCUACUGUGAGUGAGAAUGGAUCCAUUGAGCAUGCCUACAUAGAUCAACUAAUGGAUUAAAUGAAACUCGAAGAUACUUUAAGGAAGAAGUCGCAGGCUGGAAGGUACUGGCCUGUGCUCAGCC
Molecule: messenger RNA, 8264 nt
Organism: Pseudogymnoascus destructans
Lineage: Eukaryota; Fungi; Ascomycota; Leotiomycetes; Thelebolales; Thelebolaceae
Exons: 5
Coding region: 285-3734 (1149 amino acids)
Biological process (GO): nuclear-transcribed mRNA catabolic process, nonsense-mediated decay
Cellular component (GO): exon-exon junction complex; cytoplasm
Molecular function (GO): RNA binding; protein binding
Source: RefSeq, a predicted model, not a curated record